Messenger RNA from Penicillium mononematosum, 1338 nucleotides. RefSeq lists its product as uncharacterized. Lineage: Eukaryota; Fungi; Ascomycota; Eurotiomycetes; Eurotiales; Aspergillaceae. The transcript has 7 exons. Gene Ontology annotation, biological process: cellular response to ionizing radiation; DNA repair; DNA replication checkpoint signaling. Bases 1 to 1338 code for a protein of 445 amino acids. The record is from RefSeq and is a predicted model, not a curated record. Gene Ontology annotation, cellular component: checkpoint clamp complex.
AUGACGUCGCUCUCAUUGUCGCUAGGCCCGCCAGCCUUAGUCCGGCUCCACGACGCCUUAAUAUGCCUGUCCAAAUUCAGCGAAACAGUCGCCAUCGAAGCAGAGCCUGACCUCCGCCCUCAAUUCCACCAAGACGGGGUUUGCCUCCUUCGCGUUCGAAAGGGGGAAUUCUUUGAGGCAUAUUCUUUCAACUCCAGCAACGGCAGGAGUGGCAGUGUUUUGCUGGAACGGUUUUUCUGCCAGAUCUAUAACAAAGCACUUCUCUCCAUAUUCCGCGGGAGAAUUGACAGGAACAAGGACACAGCCGUGGAACGCUGUGACAUGGAAUUGCAUGAAGAUCUGCAGCAAGCUGAGUGUAGACUAACAGUGAAGAUGAUUUGUGGACUAGGCGUGAUCAAAUCAUACAAGUUGACCUACGAACCAGCGGUUGUGCAGCAUGCCGUCUUCGAUAAGUCCAAAGCUACCAGCAUGUGGACUGCUGAUCCACGGUUCCUCAAACAGCUCAUUGAGCACUUUAGCUUAUCUGCCGAGCAGCUGGACAUGUACUCUGAUUCCGGCAGAGCGGUGUUCACAAGCUUCACAACAAAAAUCACCGAUGGCAAGGAAGUACUAAAACACCCAGUUCACACGUCCGUGGCAGCAGACAAGCGCGACUUCCAAGAGUACUUAGUCGAAGAGAACAUGCACGUCGCGAUCAACCUGAAAGACUUCAAAGCCGUAGUUGCGCAUGCCGAAACGGCAACCGCCACCGUAACAGCACGGUACACCCGACCCUGCAAGCCUCUGCAACUGGAGUACCGAUUCGAAGGCGCCAGCGCAGAAUUCACAGUCAUGACCCGCGGCCAGGCAGAUAGUGAAGACGUCCCCACGUCAACACGCGGGACAAUCCCACGGCAAACGCCCGCGCCUGUCUCAAUCUCAGCGAUCAGGCAGCGCGAUACUCGCCCAUCGGUGACACCAAGUACUCAGAUGCCCCCGCCGCCACCGAGAAGCAGAUCGAUCCGUCCUCUUAAUGGGUCAUCUACGCAGGAGAAUCUGAGCCAGAAACUUAGCGCAGAUCGACCGGUGGCGUCUGGUCUUUCGAUGGAAUUCGAUAGCCUUUUCGUGCCUGCUGAUGACGACCGGCAAUGGGAUGAGAUGAAUGAAGAAGAGGAACCACAGGAUAUUCUUGGGUGGGAUGCGUCGGGAACGCAGGACGCAUUCGGGGCAUCUAUUCGCGAUGCGGAGCCUUCCUUCUCGAAACACAAUGGUUCUCAUGCCGAAGAGGCAGACGAUGAGAUGGGUCUUCCGCCGACACAGCGUUUGUCUCAAGUUCGCCAAUACGGUCUUUUCGACUGA